Molecule: messenger RNA, 413 nt
Organism: Hevea brasiliensis (rubber tree)
Lineage: Eukaryota; Viridiplantae; Streptophyta; Magnoliopsida; Malpighiales; Euphorbiaceae
Product: heavy metal-associated isoprenylated plant protein 20-like
Exons: 3
Coding region: 1-321 (106 amino acids)
Molecular function (GO): metal ion binding
Source: RefSeq, a predicted model, not a curated record
AUGGAGUUUCUUAUUAUUAAAAAAAUUGAUAUUAUUAUUAUUAAACAGGUUGUAGAAUUAAAGGCGCGGUUGCACUGCAAGGCCUGUGAGAAAGCAGUACGCAAAGCCUUAUGUAAGAUCAAAGGAGUGAGAUGCGUGCAGAUAGAUAGCAAAUCAAACAAGAUCACAGUAUUGGGUUACAUGGAGACUAAAGUCAUAAUCAAAGCCAUAAGGAAGACAGGCCAGAAAGCAGAGGCUUUGCCUUCUUCUCAUCCCUAUGAGGCACCUAGUCCUAGGUUGCCUACUGGUUUUAGAUGCAUUAUUCCUAGAUGUGGUCUUUAGAUUGGGAUUUUUUUUAAAUUAUUAUUGCAGAUAUUUUAAGGGAUAAUAUAUUAUCAUAUAAGUGUUUUGUUGCUAGGAAUGUAAAUGCAUUG